Molecule: messenger RNA, 476 nt
Organism: Bemisia tabaci
Lineage: Eukaryota; Metazoa; Arthropoda; Insecta; Hemiptera; Aleyrodidae
Source: RefSeq, a predicted model, not a curated record
UCCUACCCUUGGGAUAUGACCGCGGUGCCUCCCUUCGCGGUGCACCCUAUGAUUUCCGCAAAGCACCAAAUGAGAACCAAGACUUCUUCACCAAAAUGAAACUUCUGGUGGAAGACACUUAUCAGCAGAAUAACAACACCCCAGUCCUCUUAGUUGCACACUCAAUGGGUGGGCCCAUGUCCCUCCUUUUCCUGCAAGACCAAAUCCAAGCUUGGAAGGAUAAGUAUAUCCGUGCAAUGGUGACGCUAUCAGGAGCAUGGGGAGGCUCUAUCAAAGCCCUUAAAGUCUUUGCCAUUGGUAAGUGGAGUAAGUCUCACUUUAUAAUUUAUCCAAGUUUGAUUGUGAUGCUUAGAAAAUCAUGUAAUCAAUCCCCAAAAACAAUAGAAAAGAGUAAAAUUUGGACAAAUUGGAACAUGAGUUUUUUUUAAUUCUCACAAGGUCCCUUGUUAUGUUUCAAAUAAACAUGAUUUAUGUGA